Lolium perenne is the source of this 2378-nucleotide messenger RNA. Its product is annotated as protein IQ-DOMAIN 19-like. NCBI's taxonomy places the organism in Eukaryota, Viridiplantae, Streptophyta, Magnoliopsida, Poales, Poaceae. Gene Ontology annotation, molecular function: protein binding. The record is from RefSeq and is a predicted model, not a curated record.
AUUGCCAACUGCAACGAGGGACGUCAUUGGUGUGUACCCCGUCGGUCCCUGCAACAGGGUUCCAAGGUCCAGGCUAGCAACUUUAAACCCCAUGGUGUCCACCACCCUCAUAAACCCUCCUGCAGUAGCAGACUCAGCAGCUGGGGCAGCUCCAAAUUAAGCUGAAGAUCAGCGAUGCAAAUGCACACACCAUUUAGCACCACUCAUCAGCAGCACAUUCUUUUGAUCUGAAACAACCAAUGUAUGAUGAGUGAUUCAGGGCAGCUACUAGCUAGUAGCUGCGCCUUGGAUCAUGAGCCGCAGAGCAAUCACUGAAUGAUACAAUAUGUAUGCUUCAGAGUUCAGGGCAGGUAGCUAGCUACACCUUGGAUCAUGAGCCACAAGGGAAUUACUACCAUCUUGUGCUGAGUUGUGCCAUGUGGAGUGCCGUUCCCUCUGGAAGAUGAAUGUGGAUUUAGUACUGCUCCUACUGCUGCUAUUGAUGUUAAUUACCAACCUUGGACCAUCCAAAGAUCUGUGCUGCCCACAUUGACAAUUUGGUUUUAGUCCUAGUAGAAGAUUACUCCACUACUCUACUCGCCACAUGCAGGCUCUCACCAAUGAUCACCACUUAAAUCCUCACAAUUAAGCCUCUCUAGACCCUAGUUAGCCAAGACAAAACCCCUUUUCUCAUUUUAAGUUUUGCAGUAAAAAGUAGGGAGUCGUUUUUGUUUGGUACAGAAUUUACUGGUAUUUAACCCUCAGCUUCCCUGAACAAACCCACAUGAUUGAAGCAGUGAGAGGAUGAGAAAUCCAUCAUGCUGAGAUCAUUGCAUCAAUUUUCUUCCACUUGUUGUAGCCGAGAGCUUCUGAUUCUUCCCCCACCUGCUGAUCAUCUCUGAAGACGUACGCUUAAUGGAGCAGUGCUACUAGUGGUGGUGGUGCUGCAGAAUUGUAGCGUUUCUUGUGCAGAUCGAUGGGCAAGGCGGCCAGGUGGCUGAGAAGCUUCCUGACCGGCAAGAAGGGCAAGGGCAAGGGGAGAGGAGGCGACGGAGGACCGUUGCCGUCGCUGCCGGCGCCGGCCGCCAAGGAGAAGAGGCGAUGGAGCUUCCGGCGUCCGGCGCCGUCGGUGAGCGGCAGGGACACGAUGAGCACGGCGUCCGGCUACCAGGGGCAUGGCCAGCUCGCGUCCACGUCGUCGUCACACUGCUUCUCGGCCGAUGUGCACGUGGUGGCGUCGGUGCAGGAGGACCAGCUUGAGCAUGUCGCCGUCCCUGUCCCGCCACCGGCCGAGGCUGCGAUCGUUGCGGCUGCGGCGAGAUCGGAGAACGGUGGCUACGCCGAGGUGGCCGCCGCCGUCAGGAUCCAGUCGGCCUUCCGAUCGUACCUGGCGAGGAAGGCGCUGUGCGCGCUGCGAGGAAUGGUGAAGCUGCAGGCGAUGGUGAGGGGCCAGCUGGUGCGGCGGCAGGCGGACGCCACGCUCCGGCGCAUCCAGGCGCUCGUCGCCGCCCAGAGGCGCGCGCGCGCCGAGCGGCUGCGGCUCCGGCUCCUCGAGGACGGCGGCGCGCCCACGAGCCGCCGAUCGCCGCAGCACUACCUGCAGCACCGCUCCCCUCGGAAGACCGUCGCGGAGGCGGACGGCGCGCGGCACAGUAGCUGCUGCUCGACGCCGGGGAAGCGCGAUCUGUACAGCAGACACAACCAGAGGGCCUCGCCGGCGACGCGAUCGGAGAACACGAGCGCGCGGACGUUCAGCGACCGGUUCGAGGAGGAGCACUACUCGGCGUCGGCGGCGUCCUUCUCCGCGGCGGGGUCCGAGGCGAGCUGGCGCCACCAUCGAGCCAGCGCCAGCUACAUGGCCAACACGGAGUCGUCGCGUGCCAAGCAGGCGCGGUCGCAGAGCGCGCCGCGGCAUCGCCCCGAGCCUGCCUCGCCGUCGCCGAGCGGGCGGCGAAGGGCUUCCCUGGACCCGCGGGACCUCGCUGCCGGCCAAGUUGGUCAGGCGCGCGCCCCCUCGCCUGGCAGGAGCUCCGUCGACGCGCGCGGCGCGCGGGAGGCCGAGCGGUAGCGAGUGCGGGUCGUCGUCGAGCACCGCGUUGCUGCUGGCCUCGGCCGCCGCGGCGCGCAUUGCAAGUUGAUCGCCGCGGAGGCUCUCAAGGUUAAGCGAGACGGGCACGGGCGGCGUCGGCGUGUGCUCGCGGUGGUUUUGGUGUUGAAUUGGGUGACAGUGACGAUCUUCUUAUUUUUCGAAAUGAGUGACGAUCUUCUUAGCCUGGCAAUUCCUUCUUUUAAUGAUUUAGUUGCAAGCAUUGGCGGAGCCACGAUUUGAACUGAGCCGGGUCGAACAAAUAAGCUCUAAACUUUUUUGGGGCAAAAAAUCACAUGUAACCAACAAAAAA